Messenger RNA from Impatiens glandulifera, 504 nucleotides. Its product is annotated as low affinity inorganic phosphate transporter 1-like. Gene Ontology annotation, biological process: transmembrane transport. The record is from RefSeq and is a predicted model, not a curated record. NCBI's taxonomy places the organism in Eukaryota, Viridiplantae, Streptophyta, Magnoliopsida, Ericales, Balsaminaceae. The transcript has a single exon. Bases 1 to 504 code for a protein of 167 amino acids. Gene Ontology annotation, cellular component: membrane. Gene Ontology annotation, molecular function: transmembrane transporter activity.
AUGACUGUGUUCAUGUUCUCCCUGGCGAUUCCUUACGACCACUGGACACAUAAGGACAAUCGCAUUGGUUUUGUGGUGAUGUACUCCUUGACCUUCUUCUUCGCAAACUUCGGUCCCAAUGCAACAACGUUCGUGGUUCCAGCAGAGAUUUUCCCAGCAAGGCUGAGAUCCACUUGUCAUGGGAUAUCGGCUGCUUCGGGGAAGGCCGGAGCUAUAAUUGGCGCGUUCGGGUUCUUGUACCUUGCGCAGAACAAGGACAAGGCGAAAGCAGAUAAAGGGUACCCUGCUGGGAUUGGAGUGAAAAACGCUCUUAUCAUUUUAGGAUUCGUCAAUUUGUUGGGAUUCAUGUUCACCUUUUUGGUGCCGGAAGCAAAGGGAAGGUCUUUAGAAGAACUGUCAAGGGAAAAUGAGGAAUACAAUGAACAAGAAAUGGAGUCAAGGGGUGACAACGUUCCAGUUCCCGUUCCCGUUCCCGUUCCAGUACCAAAUCCAGUUCCAGAAUAA